AUGCCUCAUGCAGAGCCUUCUCCAAUCAAGCCGCCUUCGCGGGUGGUUGUCACAGGCGCGAACGGCUUCAUUGCGUCACAUGUGAUCAGCCAACUGCUGCUUUUGGGCUUCCAGGUGGUGGGCACGGUUCGCUCGCAGAAUAAGGCAGACGCAGUCAGAAAGACACAUGAACAACUAAGUCCUGAAUCCGCCAGGCUUCUGGAAACGGCCGUCGUGGAAAACAUCAUAAACCCUGAAGCAUACUCUGCGCUCUUCAACUCUUGCCAACCUGUGGCGAUCCUCCAUCUAGCCAGUCCGUUCGGAUACUCAGUAGACGAUCAUGAGCGUGACUUGAUGCAGCCAGCAGUAAGAGGUACUGAGGCCGUGCUCAAAGCCGCAGCGAAGACCCCUUCCGUUCGGAGGAUCAUUCACACUAAUAGCUUCGCCUGCAUCUACGAUGCCAGCCUUGGCCCUCGACCAGGACAUGUGUACACUUCCAAGCACUGGUGUCCAUUAACGUACGAGGAUGGGGUGAAGGCAGCAAAUGCUCCAAUAGCAUAUCGCGCAAGCAAGGCUGUAGCGGAGAAGACGGCGUGGGAAUUCAUGGUGGCGCCACAGUUCUCAGGUGGUUUCGAUCUCGUUAGCCUGUGCCCGGCCAUGGUCUUUGGCCCCUUUCUCGACACUCCGUUCUCAAUGCCACAUUCGUCAGAGGGCCUCAAUACCAGCAACAAGUUAGUCUGGGACGUCGUUUCUGCGGGUGAGCAGAUGGCUGUGCCACCCACGAAGGGACCAGUAUGGGUUGAUGUCCGCGAUGUGGCCGAAGCACACGUCAGAGCACUCACAAAUCCAUCAUUAGGUGGCAGGCGCAUGCUGCUGGCACAAGGCGUGUACUGUAGUCAGGAAAUCGCGGAUGUUGCAAGGGAAGUUGCACGAAAACACAGUCAUCGAAUUCCGAUUGGGUGCCCUGGAAAGCGCGAGGCCGAGACCCAUUUUGGUGUUGACUCAGGUGUGGAAGCCUCCGACCUAAGGAUCAAAUGGAGGAAUCUCUCAGAGACGCUCAGUGAUCUAUUACCCCAGUUGUACCGUAUUGAGAGCUCUUAG
Molecule: messenger RNA, 1080 nt
Organism: Exophiala aquamarina CBS 119918
Lineage: Eukaryota; Fungi; Ascomycota; Eurotiomycetes; Chaetothyriales; Herpotrichiellaceae
Exons: 1
Coding region: 1-1080 (359 amino acids)
Molecular function (GO): oxidoreductase activity, acting on the CH-OH group of donors, NAD or NADP as acceptor
Source: RefSeq, a predicted model, not a curated record